CCUCCAAUUUCCUAAGCAGCCCAUAAUAUAUACCCUGCUCGAGAGCCAUUCCACGUCUGUUACAUUGUUUGUCAACGACUACGUUGCUCGUCAACAAAAAAGUUCUACUUACAAUGGAAGACGCUCUUUCUCAAACGUCAGCCCCGCCGUCAUCCGAAUACCCCGGACGUCCAGGUUUUUCUCCAGCAUCCUCUUCCUCCCUCGUCACCUCAGACGUCAUCCGGCCCACGCCUUCGAGGCCCCUGCACCCGGCAACAGCUCCCCCUCGCGGGAGCCAGGUCGUAUCACAUCCCCCACCAAAUGCACCCUGCCUAGCCGACCUCUCUCAGAUGCUAUCUUCGGCAAUCGCUUCACAGACUCCUCAAAUCCCGCCAUCUCAUUCUUCUCUCCACACCCCCUUCUCCUCCUCAGUUCUCCCCACCCCCAUAAACGCCACGACCUCUGGUUCUUCUCAAGUUGCGGCAAAUCCAGCUCAGUAUAGCGCAGCAGGAUUUUCUUUCUCAUUCCCCUCUUCACUCCCCUCUAACCUUUUUCCUACCACUUCCUCUCUCUCAAAUACCUUACCCCUGCCUCCCCCCCUUUCAAACACUCUCCCCAAUGUUAAUCAUAAUUUUAAUCUCGCUACAGCAGUUCCUCCAGCUCAGUCAUCCGCUAACGUACCACGGCCCUCCCCCAUUUCUCCUCUUCGCCAGCAAAUCCUGAAUGAAAUUCAGACUCUUGGCCCCAGAUGCAGAAGCUCGUUCCACGCCGGCUCCUCCGUUUUCUUCAGCCAUAUUCAACUGAACCCCCCAUUACCUGAUCUCCACCGAGCAUCUCAAGAUUUAAUCCUUAGCAGCCUAGCUCCUGUUGAGAACGAGAAUCUCAAUCGAUGA
Molecule: messenger RNA, 872 nt
Organism: Poecilia latipinna (sailfin molly)
Lineage: Eukaryota; Metazoa; Chordata; Actinopteri; Cyprinodontiformes; Poeciliidae
Product: proline-rich receptor-like protein kinase PERK8
Exons: 3
Coding region: 114-872 (252 amino acids)
Source: RefSeq, a predicted model, not a curated record